UAGGUUUGGUGGGUGGGUGGAGGGAGUGACUGGGCCACAAAGCCUUUUCCUUUCUGUCUGAGGUGUGCAGUGAACCGCUGAAAGGAGCUACACGCGUCUAAUCGUCCCUCACAAUGGCUGAGACCGUAUGCUGCUGGUUCCUCAGAUAAUAUCAGAUGUCCAACGAACUUUAUCCGUCUUUUACAUGUCAGGUUAUGGUUAAUAUCAGAAAUGUAGCUAUUAGGGUGACGUUUAAUGUCAGAGAGUCACUGAAUUGUUGAUGUAAAUGUAGCUGUAAACGUGAGUCUGUGCCCUGUAUGAAUUUGAAUCCCUGAGCUCUGUCUCCUAUAUAAUUUAUAGUGGCAGAGGUGGAAGUGAAACCGGCCUCAUUUCCACGGCUCCAGUUCACUAACACAACACCAGGUUUUCAGUAAAACCUCAUGAGGCAUUUCCUAUCUAAUAUGGACACCACAGUCCCUGUCAAACUGACCUGACUGUGUCCAUGUCAACGUGUAACUCGACGCCUUGCCGCUGUGUGAGGGAGCUGAUAUCACUCCGUGUGCCAGUCUCCGGGGCUGAUGCCUGCCUGCUGCGCCAUGAGGGCUAAAGCCUCAGACAUGCACAGCAAGGACUGUGUCAAGGUGGCUGUCCGAGUCCGACCGUUCAACAAGAGAGAGAGGGACGCAGGCAGCCGAAGUAUUGUCUCCAUGGUGUCGAGCUCCAUCACCAUCCAGGACCCACGGGAUCCCCAGAGCCGUCGUUCGUUUUGUUUCGACUACGCCUACUGGUCCCACAGCGGCUUUGCACGAGACCGCGGCGGCCUCUACGUGCCCGAAGAACCCGGGGGAAGAUACGCCGACCAGGACAGUGUGUUCCAGGACCUGGGAGAGGGAAUACUGGAGAAUGCACUGCAGGGUUACAAUGCCACACUGUUGGCCUAUGGGCAGACCGGCUCAGGGAAGAGUUACUCGAUGGUGGGCUACGGGCCUAACAAAGGCCUGGUUCCUAAACUCUGUGACCGACUGUUUCAGGCCAUUAGAGAGAACCAGGAUACCAGACAGUGUCAGGUCUUUUUCAGCAUGUUGGAAAUCUAUAAUGAGCAGGUGGUUGACCUUCUGUCUCGGGGGUCUCGUAAUCCAGGGGGGCUCAGAGUCCGAGAGGAGCAGCAAAGAGGGUUCUAUGUCGAAGGUCUCCGAACAGUCCCGUGUGACAGCGCACCACAGGUGGAGCAGUUAAUGGAACAGGGGACCAGGACCCGAACCACCGCUGCCACUCACAUGAAUGCCAAUAGCAGUCGCUCGCACAUGCUCAUUAUCCUCCAGCUCAAACAGAUCUUUUCAAAAGAGAGCAUCACAAAGCAGUCCAACAUCAACUUGGUGGACUUGGCAGGCAGUGAGCGUCAGCGGUCGUCAGGGUCGGAGGCUGACAGACUCAAAGAGGGCACAGCCAUCAACCUGAGCCUCACCACCCUGGGCAAUGUUAUCAGCUCCCUCGCUGAUGUGGCCGUGGGGAAGAAAGUCGUUCACAUACCGUACAGAGACUCAGUUCUCACCAAGCUGCUGCAGUCCGCCCUUGGAGGCAACAGUCGCACUGUUAUGAUUGCCACUCUGAGCCCUGCUGAUAUCUGCUAUGAGGAGUCUCUCUCAACCCUGCGCUAUGCUGAGAGGGCAAAGCGUAUCCAGAACCGAGCGGUGGUGAACGAGAGCCCCACUGAACGUCUGGUUAAGGAGCUAAAGGCCGAGAACGCCAGACUGCUGCAACGACUGAGCCGGCUGGGCCAGGAGGGACGCAGAGCUAACGACGAGACCAGUAAGACCAUGAUAUUAUUUAUGUGUCUGUGUUUAGGUGAGUCGAGUGCUGGGUCCAGUCAGACAGAUCCCAGUCUGCUGGCCGUCUUCUACGACUACAUCAAAUUGAUGCCCAUGGUGGCCGAGGCCAACCAGAUGAGCCAGGAAUUGAACAAGGGGGUGGAGUUUAAGUUGGAGAUCAAGAAUCUGGCACUGUCAGAUUCAAAAGGACAUGAUCUGGAGAAGGAGAUUGCUGUCAGAGUCACCUGUAUGGGAAGAAAACAGGUAUGGAUGUGGUCCAAGGCCAAGUUUGUGAACCGCAAAUUCCUGAUGGAAGAAGCCUACCAGCAGCAUCAGGCUGAGAAGAACGGAGACAAUAAAGUAGAGGGGCUGUCUACAGCUGCGUUACCCAGAGAUAAAGACCCGUUCUGGGAUCCUGUGGAGCCUCUGCUUCUGGGCACUGCUCACCUCUGGCUUCAGUCUCUGGCCUUCCGCAUCCCUUUGGAAGAGCAACUUGAGGUGCUGGGGUCAGAGGGCACAGAAGAGGCCAUUCUACAAGCACAGCUGGUCCCCUGCACCUUCACGGGACUCCCUCUGGGUGAGGAUGACAUUCUGAUCGACCCGUCCGAGUUACUGGGUCGACGACUGGACUUCCAGCUGGUCCUGGAACAGUGUUGUGGCCUCCGCUGGAUCAGAGAGGCCCGCAACAGAGGGGUCCAAAUUGGUUUCAGGUUAUUUGACAGCAGCCAGCCUCUGUACUCUCCGGCUGUGUGGCACAACGUCAAUCCACUGCUGGAUCACAGAGUUCACUUUGCCUCCCUCCACACCUCCCAACGCCUGUUAGACUACCUGCAGAGCAGCGCUGUAGUGCUGGAGCUCUGGGGCCUUCAAGAGGGUUGUACUGACCUCAUAUCAUCUCUGGAGGGAGUGAGGAUGACUACAGAGGGCAUCUUUAUCAUCGAGGAGGCAGGCCCAACACACACUGCACCUGUAGACUCUGCAGAGCCCAGCUGCUCAGUGAGAGUUCUUCAACAGGACUUGGAGGAACUGAAGAGUGUUAAUACUUCACUGAGAAAGGAAAAUCAUAGUUUGAGAGAACAACUCAACGCAGCCAGGAAUGGUGGGGAUAGUGUGCGUGGUCGGUCGGUGCGUCCCAGCUGUGAUGCCGAGUUUGCUCGCGCUCUCAAGGUUUUCUACCACAGCAUGACCUCAGUCAGGGCUCAGCUGCAGCGCCUGCGCAGACACAGGCCCAGCGAGGAGUCCGACCUGCUGGGGCUCAGACUGUUCGUGGACGAGCAGAGUCGUCUGCUGAGGGACUUCUCCGAGCAGCUGGAACAGAGCGUCUCCACACUCAAACAAGAUGUAGCAGCCAUCGUCCGCCGCAAACGAGAACGAUCCGGAAUCUGGUCUUGACUGAGUAACAUUUUAGAGAUUUUCACAAAAAGUAAUAAGAAGGUGACGGUCUCUGGUCAUUCUUUUACAACACUGCAGAUAUUUCCUGGGUGUAAGGGUGUGUUCACACAAAGCAACAUUUAACAUCUAAUUUGAGCCUCUCAAUUUGAGCGCUGCCUGCUAGGCUAUGUCAACAGACCACAAGAGACACACACACACACGGCAGGAGCUCAAACCUUGGCAAGCAAUUGAGGUGGGGGGGGCGGGGGGUAGCUGUUACUAAGAGCUUUAUUGUGUUGAUUCUAAAACCACAUUAUGGCAUUGGUAAAAAAAAUCUGCUUAAAGGGGAACACCACCAACUGUAUAUUAACGAUUUGAAUGUUAUUUGUAUUAUGUAUUUAUAACUUGUCCGGAAG
Perca fluviatilis (European perch) is the source of this 3574-nucleotide messenger RNA. RefSeq names its product kinesin family member 28 (gene kif28). Gene Ontology annotation, molecular function: ATP hydrolysis activity; ATP binding; microtubule motor activity. NCBI's taxonomy places the organism in Eukaryota, Metazoa, Chordata, Actinopteri, Perciformes, Percidae. Gene Ontology annotation, biological process: cytoskeleton-dependent intracellular transport; microtubule-based movement. Bases 558 to 3179 code for a protein of 873 amino acids. Gene Ontology annotation, cellular component: microtubule; kinesin complex. The transcript has 24 exons. The record is from RefSeq and is a predicted model, not a curated record.